AUGGAGUUGCAAUAAAAUUGUUUAUAUACUCGAAAACAAAAUUUGUGUAACUUCGUAUGGUAUGAAAAGAAAGCUUUUUCCUUAUUUUACUUUUUUUUCUUUUGAAAAAUGGUUCCAGCAAUUAAGCUGGUGAAAUACUAGUACAAUAUUUUUGUAACAUAGACGCUCUCACCGUCAAACACAUUCGUUCCACCGCGCACCCAAAACUUCCAUGGCUGCGAGCGGCAGCGGCGGCGGCGGCAAAAGAGAAGGAUCACCCAAAAUCGUGGCGGAUCAAAUCUCCCAAUCUGUACAGUCCACCUCCAAUCUUCUUCAUCUCAUGCUCCACUCCUCCCCCUCCCGCGCUCAACUAAUGAAGCUUCCAAGAAAUCUUCUGUCUAUGACUUCUACCAUAAAAAACACAGAGUCAGUACUGGAGCAGAUGCCUCAAGUUGUUUCAUCUCUGGACACACAUGUGGAAAGAGGAUUGCAAUGUUUGCCUCAUCUUGAUACCGUAGUUCAGUUACUCUCCAAUAUGCAAAACAGCCAGCUAAAGUCUUUGUCCAGAGCUGACCUUACUCAACAGCAGGACCUUGAACUUUCCGAGCAGGGUUCACGGGUGACCUAGCCGUACUUGAAAUUUGCAAGGCAUGUGAUCCAGUUUGAGUUGGAUUUUCGUCGCACAUUCUCAUGAUUUUGUGGUAUACUUAUAUAUGUCCCGGUAAAAUCGUAGUACUGGGGUCUCGUACAAACCAUCGCUGCUAUAGAAACGUGGAAACAUAUUUUUUUGUGUUAAUAAUCAAAUUUAUUCCUGACCCUUUGUGAUUUUAUCAAUUCUAUUCCAAUGUCUAAAAUUUAUCAA
Molecule: messenger RNA, 841 nt
Organism: Salvia miltiorrhiza (redroot sage)
Lineage: Eukaryota; Viridiplantae; Streptophyta; Magnoliopsida; Lamiales; Lamiaceae
Product: tobamovirus multiplication protein 2B
Exons: 5
Coding region: 212-607 (131 amino acids)
Source: RefSeq, a predicted model, not a curated record